CUGACUAAGUGCAUGCCGACCCCGGUCCGAUCCGUUGCCAUCAGGGUGCUCACACUUCCACGUCCAAUUCUUGCCUCACCACUCGCUCCUCUUCGCCUGCCCGCCUCUCUCAACGUCACCCCGCCGGAUUGCACACCUCUUGGACUCGGGUCAUUCGUCCCCAGGCUGGAAACCCACGGUCCGCCGUUCUUUUCCUCUUGAACUACCGCUCAUUGGCAGCACGUACAUCCAACCCACUCAGCGUUCUGACCCACGACAUGUCUUGAACCCGCACCACCAUUGGAAAGCCGACUCUUCAGGGACCACCAAGGGUCCUCUCUCUCCCUCUCCCUAGCAACCACCUACAGUUCGAUACCAGUCGAUAGCCUGGCUGCAGUCUGGACCGGAAAGUGGCACCUCCAACAACCUCCUCCUGAACAGACCCGUAGGACUCGCACCAUGGAUGACCUGGUGCUCAGUCUUCCACUAUAUGGGAAUGCCUAUGACCACGAGUCCUCAGCGCACGACGACACAUGUCUGAUUGGUGCAGGGUGUCAAGGCCUUGGUCUUUCCCGCGAGAAUGACCCCGACUUUGGGGCGGCAUUCAGCGCUGUCCCUUACCCGACCCUGACUGAUCUCGGCAGCCAUGAUGCCGCCGUGCCUUCUCCGCAGUCUCCUAACGCUGGUGACACCUUUCCUGAGGCUAUCACUGGGAAAGUGCAAUCAAGAAUACAAUCACCUGGCCAUGACAACCCGGAUCCGAUGGCCAAUGAGGUGGUGUCCAUGGUCUCACACCACACGGCCCCUGGCCAGCCACCUCCAGAUGACGAGCUCAUCGAAGAAUAUCCUCCGUCUGAGGCAGGAAGUAACGCCUCUUGUGAUAGCCAAUGCUCAGGGAGCAAAGGUCCAUGUAGUGCAGGUACAUGUGAUCUCGUCACAGCCUGCAGAGACGAGAACUGCACAAAACCUGUAGUCGAGCCUGAGGUCGCCCAUAGCGCCUUCAUCUUGCAGGGUAUCAUGACGAGUGCGAAGGAAGCCAGUGCAAAUAUCGUGGCUUUCCAUGAUCAACCAAACCUGUACGACCCGGACAUGUCUGGGCACAACUAUGCCUUCAAUUUCCCCCAGGAGGCAGGCCCUGGCUGUCCCGACCCAGGGUCACACGCUACCUUCGCACACCUGUACCAGACGCAGGCACAAUCCCAUGACCCCCAGCAGCAACUCGACCAACAAGAAGACCUGAUGGCAAUUGAUUUUGAUAUUUUUGCGUUAGGGCCAAAUCCCCAUUGCCAUGCGCCUGCUCUUCCGGGAGCCUCAGGCCAGAAUGGCAUGGUCAAUUUCCAAGGUCAUGCUAAUAGCAGCAGCAAUUUUCCAGGUGAAUGCGGUGUGCCCUUCCAAAACCCCUUACAGGCUUCGCAGCAUAUUCAGCAGCAUACUCAGCACGGCCAUAUAGUCCAUCUCAUGGACCAGGGCUUGCAUUAUCCGCAGAACAUGCAACUGCAGCACUCAAACCAACCUGUCCUGGACUUUUCAGGCAUGGAAACUGCAGCCACAUUCGGCACAUCGAACAACAGUUUUGCACAACAGCCAGUGCCAAGCGUACAUCAAGGAGGUCUAUUUGCGUUCGGUCACGAGCAUUUGCCAUCACCAAAGAAUCAAAACCUAGGCCGUCUUGCAUCUCCAGGCGGAGCCAAUUUCCCCCCGUCCGCGUCGGACGCCGGUCAGGAUGUGCCAAAUUCCCCAGCCGAGUCCUGCGCAUCUGGCGACGGCCAGAUGCAGGAUUCCGGAUCAUCAGUCUGUCUGUGGGGCCAAGGCGCUUCCAAGUGCGGGAUGGUUUUCGAGAAUCCGGAAGAGCUUGAGAUGCAUGUGCAGACAGAGCACGUGGAGAACAUGGCAAAGGCCGAUGGCGGGUACGUUUGUGCCUGGGCUGAUUGUGGGCGCCGGCACAAGCCUUUUGCACAGAAGAGCAAGGUCAAACGCCAUAUGUUGACUCAUACCCAAUACAAACCCUUCAAGUGUGACCAUUGCGCACAAUCCUUUUCUGCCAAACAAGCACUGUCGCAGCAUGUCCUGAUCCACAAAAACGCCAAGCCGCUGAAAUGCAAUACUUGCGGGAAGGCGUUCAGGCAGCAAAGCGCUCUAACCAUGCACAUACGCACGCACACCCACAUGAAACCGCUCAAAUGCGAAAUCUGCGGCGCCUUAUUUGGCGAGUCCUCAAACCUCUCCAAACAUAGGAGGACGCAUGAUGCCGUUGGUCGGCACGCCUGCCCCGAGCCUAUGUGUGAUAAAAGAUUCAAUAGACUGGAUCAGUGCCGCCGCCACUUGGAAACAGUCCACAAGCGUCGUCCCGAGGAAGUGAAAAAACUUGUUGGACCCAUAACGUUCCGUCGCAGCUCCAGCGCCCGGUGCAGUCGAUCGAGCAGUAGUAGUGUGGCUGGCAGCAACAAGGCCUCACUUGUCCCGUCGAAAAAGGCUUCGAAAUCUGUUCACGCUACUCCUGUGGACUUUAUUCCUCGGGGAGCUACUACCAACCAUGUCUCCGGUGCUGAGAAACCAGACAACAUGGCUGCCCCGAUGAGCUCACCCUCAAUUCUGCAAUACGGGCAGAUAUCUGCGGGAAAUGCUUCUUUGCUAUACAACCCCCAGGACGGUACAGGAUAUGAUACCAUGCCCCUGCAGCAACAAUCCUUCGCAGCCGACGGUGCGAUUCUGAAUGGAACGACGUACAAUUUCAACCAACCACUCCAGAACUAUGCCGAGUCGGCAUGGUAGAGUCUUAAGCACUGCCUUUUUUUCUCAAUUUCCCUUCGUUUCCCUUUAAUGCUCUCUUGCGCUUUAACGUUCCCUUGACCCAUAAUUUGCUUACCCUAUCCUUUCCUACGUGUGUCAAUGGGAUUUUGGAAGGGUCAGAUUCGUGACUCGACACAGGGGAAGAAAUGAACGCAGAAGAAGAAGGAGUCAUUGGCAUGAUGAGAUGAUGAUACCCACAAUACCAGGAAUAUGCACAGCGAUAGGCGUUCAACAGGACAGACAGCCUCUUGUCCCAUUGAGAGAGAGGCAGAGUUGGGGGACGGGGUGCAUGGACAUGGCGAAUACGGUGACCUUAAAUAGUCUGCUUCAUAAAGCCAACUAAUCAUUAUGACUGGCUCA
Messenger RNA from Diaporthe batatas, 3129 nucleotides. RefSeq lists its product as uncharacterized. Gene Ontology annotation, biological process: regulation of transcription by RNA polymerase II. Gene Ontology annotation, molecular function: DNA-binding transcription factor activity, RNA polymerase II-specific; RNA polymerase II cis-regulatory region sequence-specific DNA binding. The record is from RefSeq and is a predicted model, not a curated record. The transcript is spliced from 5 exons. The coding region runs from base 439 to 2751 and encodes 770 amino acids. Lineage: Eukaryota; Fungi; Ascomycota; Sordariomycetes; Diaporthales; Diaporthaceae.